AUGAGCCGCGUUCGUACUAAGACCGUCAAGAAGGCUUCUAAAGUUUUGAUCGAGAAGUACUACACUCGCAUGGGAUCAGAUUUUCACGUCAACAAGAGGAUCUGCGAUGAAGUAGCUAUCAUUGGUAGCAAGGCACUUCGCAAUAGAAUCGCUGGGUAAUUGUUUUAACGUUGUUUUCAAUAUGGUUCAAAUUUUUUUAAAGAUACAUCACCCAUCUCAUGAAGAGAAUCGAGCGUGGCCCAGUUCGUGGUAUCUCCAUCAAAUUGCAAGAAGAGGAGCGCGAGCGUCGUGACAACUACAUGCCGGAGGUUUCUGAGGUUGAUCCGAGCCAGCUUCUGUCUCUCAAAGUCGAUCCUACGACCAAGGACAUGCUCGAAAAACUGGUUUGUUUUCAUCGAGUUGCGUUUCUUAGCGAGUUACUUGUUUAGGGAUUCAACCUUUACAACGUCUCCGUUGAGGAUCACAAGAACUACAAAGGAGGAAACUAA
Caenorhabditis auriculariae is the source of this 488-nucleotide messenger RNA. The record is from the annotation of a GenBank genome assembly. NCBI's taxonomy places the organism in Eukaryota, Metazoa, Nematoda, Chromadorea, Rhabditida, Rhabditidae.